Contarinia nasturtii (swede midge) is the source of this 4986-nucleotide messenger RNA. RefSeq lists its product as uncharacterized. The transcript has 3 exons. Lineage: Eukaryota; Metazoa; Arthropoda; Insecta; Diptera; Cecidomyiidae. Gene Ontology annotation, biological process: DNA repair; telomere maintenance. The record is from RefSeq and is a predicted model, not a curated record. Gene Ontology annotation, molecular function: DNA helicase activity. The coding region runs from base 1 to 4986 and encodes 1661 amino acids.
AUGAAUGUGUGUUUGAGAAAAGUAAAAGGAAAAUCAGUGACAGUUUCAAAUGCUCUGAAUAACGAUUGCAUCGAUGAAAUGAUUAAACACGAUGCUGGCUACAGAAUGUUGGCAAAUAUUCCAACUUCUCCAGCAUACUGGGAGAAAAUAAAAAAGGACUCUUUUGCAGCGCUUCGUCAACUAGGCAAACCAACCAUUUUCAUGACACUUUCACCUGGUGAGAAACGUUGGCCUGAGCUCCUACAAGUCUUGUACAAAUUUCAUUACCAUCAAGAUAUUACGGUUGAAGAAGCCAUGCGUUUGAGUGACGAAAUAAAAACAAAGCUCGUCCGAAAUGACCCUGUUCUCUGUGCCCAAUACUUCAAGUUCAAAAGUGACAAAUUUAUAAAUUUAUUGCAAAAGUUACAUAGUAUCUUCGAUGAAUUUGAACUCAUUGACUACUACAUUCGAGUGGAAUUUCAAAAGCGAGGUGCACCUCAUAUACAUGUAAUGAUAUGGUUGAAAAAUGCACCAACACUUGAUCCAAACGACCUUAUCGAAUCGGAAAGACAAAUUAUCGCUUUCAUUGAUAGAUUCAUAACAUGUAUGAAUGAUAAAUCUAAUCCAUACGUUAGCUAUCAAUGUCACAUUCAUACGCACACAUGUCAAAAGAAGGUGCGAAAAGAAAAGAAGUGUCGAUUCGGAAUUCCGUUGCCAAUGAUGCCAGAAACCAAGAUUUUCUAUCCAUUGGAACCACAUGAAAGAGAAAAAAUAAAUCAACGAUUCAUCGAAGGAAAAGAAUAUUACAAAGCGAUUCAAAAAUUUAUGGAAGAUUUGUACAAGAACCCACGAGAAAUAUCAUUUGUCGACGCUUUGAAUGAACUCAACAUGACUGAAGAUUGUUAUUAUUACGCAAUUCGAACAACAUUGAAAUCAGCAAGAAUAUUUCUUAAGCGAGGAAGUAUGGAUGUAGGUGUAAAUGCAUAUAACCCCGACAUUCUCAAACUUUGGGAAGCAAACAUUGACGUUCAAUUCAUUCUCGAUGAAUUCGCUGUAGCGGCUUACAUGCUCAAUUAUAUCAACAAAAUUGAUGCAGGACUAUCGAAACUUUUACGACAAGCAGUGUCCGAUGCAGAUGCUGGAAAUCUCAGUUUACGUCAACGAUUUCAAAAGAUUUCGAAUAUAUUCGUGAAUGGAACAAUUCUAUCCGCCCAAGAAGCCGUCUAUUUAAAUUUAUCAAUGCCGUUGUCGAAGUUUAGUCGUGACGUAGUCUUCAUCAAUACAGGUCCGAUUGAUUCACGCGUCCAUAUGAUGAAAAGUAAGAAUGAAUUGGAGAAAUUGAAGGAAGCGAAUCCAAAUGACGAAAAUGUCACCGUUCCUGACGUAUUUGCCAAAUAUGCAGCGCGUGAAGAUAUGGAAAAUGUUUGUUUGGCCGAUUUUGUAGCAGAAAAGCGAGAACAUAAAGAAAAAAAUGGAAAAAUCACGUAUACUGAUAGAGAUACACCGAGAAUCAUUCGUUACGUGCGCUAUUCAAUAAAUAAAGACAAAGCAAACUUCUUCCGUGAACAGUGCCUACUUUUUCUACCGUGGCGAAAUGAAAAGAAAGACAUUGAACUUCAGAAUUGCGCCCAGCUGUACUAUACAAACAAAAUCAUCAUCGAACAAAAUCGGCAAAAAUAUGUCACCAUUUCUGAUGAAAGAAUCGACGAAGUUGUCAACGAAAUGAAAAUGAAUGAUGAAUUGGAUGCUGACAGCGAUGAAGACGACGAAGAAACUAAUGAUUUGAGGGAAUUCGUGCGUGAACUUGGAAAUGAACUUGACGUUGAUAUUGCGGCUCAAGCGGGCGAAACAACAAAAAAUGAAAAAGGAAAGCAAAACGAAACCAAUCGCUAUUUUAGUCCACAAAGAGUAACUGAAGUCGAUUUAAUUAACUUAUUGUUGCCUCUCAAUUCACAACAGCGAACGUUUGUAAUGCAUAUCUUGAAACACAUUCGAACCAAACCAAACGAGCCGUUUUAUUAUUUCUUGAGCGGUGCAGCUGGCGUAGGCAAAAGCACUGUGAUUAAUGCACUUUACCAACUCAUAACUAAGCAUUUUGAUGAUCUUCGUGCAGCCCAACCAGACAAACUUAAAGUCUUACUCACAGCACCUAGUGGCAAAGCCGCUCAUUUGAUUCAUGGAACCACCUUGCAUACAGCCUUUUCUCUACCCGUAAAUCAAUAUGGUGGGCAACUUGCGCCACUUUCAAGUGAUUUAGCAAAUGCAGUUCGUGUUCAGCUUCGUGAAGUAAAACUUGUAAUUAUGGAUGAAUGUUCAAUGAUUGGCACAAAAAUAUUUCACCAAUGCCAUCACAGAUUGGUUCAAAUUUUCGGCAAAAAUGAACCCUUUGGAGGUGCUUCGAUUAUUGUCGUGGGAGACAUGAAUCAAUUGUCACCAGUCGGUGAUCAAAAGAUCUUCGUUCCAAUGCGAAACAUAAAUAACACGGAAAUUGGCGCACUCUUCGGUCCCAUAUCUCCAUUGUGGGAACACUUUGAGUACUUUGAACUCACGCAAAUCAUGAGACAAAAAGACGAAGCUCAAUUUAUUGUUGCCUUGAAUAAUCUUGCUGCCGGAAAAAUGACACCCGAAGAUAUUGCAUUCAUUAAAUCGCGUCAAACUCAAGAAGAUUUAGUACCAUUGGAAGCGAUUCGCCUGUUCCGAUCAAAUGCAGAUGUCGACAAUUUCAAUGAAAUGGCAAUUCAAAAGGCCUGGGGUGAAACGAUCAAAUGUGAAGCAAUCGAUCGCAUUGAUGGCAAACCGAAUAUACAUGUGAAACAAAGAACAUUGCUUGCACUGAAAAACCGCAAAAGAAGUGAAACAUUCGGUUUGGCUCACAACAUCGAUCUAAAAAUUGGAAUUCGAUAUAUGAUAACCACUAAUAUAGACAUAGAAGAUGGCAUUGUAAACGGCGCUUGUGGUGUAUUGAAAUACAUUCAGUUCGAAGAGAAUCAGCCAAACAAACCAAAAACGCUAUUUAUGGACUUUUCAUCAGAUCGAGUCGGUUCCAAGGCACGAAGAGAAUACAAACACAAUCUUGGAGAUAUUGUUCACGAGUCUUGGGUACCAAUACAAAGAACGGCUAGAGAGAUUUCGAUGUCAAAAGGUGCCAAAUUCCAAGUAUUUCGAAUUCAAUUUCCAAUCAUGGCAGCCGAAGCGUUAACAAUUCACAAAUCGCAAGGCUCAACGUGUAAUUGUGUUUGUGUAAAUGUAGAAAAAACUUUAAAUCGAGAACUGCUCUAUGUCGCGUUGAGUAGAGUUACAAAAAUAAAUGACAUGUUCAUCAUUGGAACGUUCACAGCGCCACCAGCACCAAGAAAGAAUGAUCCAACGGUAGUGGAAAUGAAACGCUUGAAAUCCGAACGACCGCUCAGUUUGAACUUCAAUACACUCGAUGCAAAGACUGGACUUGUCGUUGCCUAUCAUAAUGUGGUGUCGUUCCCAAAAUACCAUCAACACAUUGCAAAUGAUCAAUGGUACAGUAAAUGCGAUGUUUUGAUUCUAUCCGAAACGCAUACAACCUCAAAAUUUCAACCGCAUUUGCCUAAUUUCGAACUUAAAUUUCGUUCAGAUGAUUUCGACACUCCACAAAAACGCGGCAUUUUUGUUUUCGCCAAACCAGACAUUAACAUUCAAAAUAUUUUCCACAAAAUCGAAGAAUCUGAUUCAAAAGCGAGUGCCAAAUUCCAUUCAGACAUCAUAGUAUUGAAAAUCAACGACAUAGCUAUAAUAACCGGAUACAAAUCGCCGAGAACAAGCAACGCCAUAUUCGAAACACAGUUGAAAGAUGCUUUUUCUUCGUUGGAUUCAUCAUUAAUUCAGCGAGUAUUAAUUGGUGACUUCAAUUUCAACAUGAAUCAAACACCCAACUUUCUAUCAAAUGUGAUGCCGCAAUUCAACAUGUCAAGUAAGCUUGCAUCAACUGACGAAACAACAAAGUAUAACACUCAAAUCGAUGUCGUUUUUGCAAACUUCGAUCACAUCAUGGCUGGAACAUACGAAUCAUAUUUUUCCGAUCAUAAGCCAAUUUAUUUCAUGCUCACAGAUCCGCAAAAAUCGAGACCUAUGAAACCUGUUACACAACCUGUCAACAAGCCCAUUAAAUCCAACGAGCCGAUCAAAAUGAAGAAUCUUGUAAUAAAACUGGACAGAGUUAAACUGCCAAGUGUAACUACCGAUCUUAGCGUACGGCAACCAGUUCGAAAAGUGCAAGAAGUACCAAAUACAUCUAAAUCCAACGAUGACAAUGUGAUUGUCAUUCCUGAUUCAUCGCAAACGCCAGCUUCAAAAGUGCAAGAAGUGCCAAAUACAUCUAAAUCCAACGAUGACAAUGUGAUUGUCAUUCCGGUUUCAACGAAAACACCGGAACAAUUAGCGAGAGAACGAGCUAUGACAAUUGAAGAACAACGCAUAGAAAAUUGCAACUACAUUCGACGCCGGCAUUCGUAUCUUCAAGAUAGACACAUAGAUGCAUUUAUAAAUGUGGUCAAUAGUACAGGAAAUUGGUCUAUGUUGAGCAUCUUGUAUGUUCAAAGAAUUUCCAUGUAUUAUCAGGAUUUUGCAGUGGUCGACGAUGUCCAAAUUAUUUUUGAAGGAGCUGCUGGCAUAUCGAAUGUCGGCCAUUACAUUUGUGUUCAUUUCGUGUAUGCUGAACAAACAGUGUACAUUUACGACAGUCUGUAUUACUGCAAUAUAAGUCCACGAUGUCGAUCCAUUCUGCGAGGUCGAUAUGGACAAAACAUACGAAUUGUUUACAUAAAACCGCAAACACGUCAACCCGACCUUCGUGCAUGUGGAGUAUUCGCCGCUGCAUACGCCACUACUAUUGUAUUAGGACUUGAUCCCCGAACAUAUUCAUUGAGAUUGGGAAACUCGCGCAAUCCAGCCAACCGAGAUAUGACAACAGAUUUGCGAUACCAUUUAGCCGACAUAAUCGAAAAUAAUCAACUUUCUCCAUUUCCAUCUCAGUGA